GAUCUCAACACCCAACGAAACACUUAGAUACACUUAUGUAAAUGUCUUUAGUAUCUUAAUAUCAAAUAAAUGCACUAUAAUGAAAUUCAUGUCAACACAAAAAAAGGAUUCUGCCACCCAAUAGACACAAACUGGCAUUGAAAUGCUUUCCAUCAUACAUGAGAAUUUAAUACGGGGUAUUUGAUGCCUGAUCCAGCUAGUUAUUCUCCUGUAAGGACAAACAGAGACCAAAUAUCACAGCAAGGCCUGCGUGCCGACAUGCCUUUGGUGGGUAAGAAUAGCCCCACAAUGGAGCUCACAUCUCUCGUCUUCUGUUGUCUGAGAACAGUUGUUGUCAGGACAGAGGAAGAGGUAAGAUCGGAAGCCAAGCUGGUGGCGAGUCUUGCCGAUUACACCCGACCUGGUAUCUAGGACCUGACUAGGAUUUUGAGUGCUUGUAAAUGGGGUUUAUUCGUAAUGCCUGCUUGGACUGAGUUUAAUACAGACUGUAAAACUCCUUUUCUUAUGUGGAAUCAAGCGGGCUGUGUUUUGAUCAGCGAGAUAUUCUGUGCGGUCCUCUCGGGGUUUGAAGGCCUAAAUCUGCUAGCAUGGCUAAACUGGCUGCAUCAGGCAUGAUCUUCAUAACACUGAACCACAACAUCACCCUCACAGGGAAAGCAUGGCUCAUCUUGGUGGUAUUCCUAAGGAUCCUAGUCUUGCUGUUUGCUGGUUAUCCUCUCUACCAGGAUGAGCAGGAGCGAUUUGUGUGUAACACCAUUCAGCCUGGUUGUGCCAAUGUGUGCUAUGACAUGUUUGCCCCUCUUUCCCUUUUCCGAUUCUGGUUGGUGCAGCUCACCACCCUGUGCCUUCCCUACAUGAUGUUUGUCAUCUAUGUGAUCCACAAAGUGAGUUCUGGCAUAGCUGCUGAUAACGGAACGUCUGAAUCCAUAAAAGCAGACUCCAUCUAUAAGAUCCAUCAAGAAUCGUUCAGGAAAGCAUCUCUUUGUAAGACCGUUGUGAAGGCUGAGAAGGGGCGGGUGAAGUACUUCACAGGAGCCUACAUUUUGCAGCUGUUGCUUCGGAUAGUUGUAGAAGCUGGAUUUGGAGCUGCCCAUUAUUACUUGUUUGGCUUCCACAUCCCCAGACGCGUCAUGUGUCAGCAGACACCAUGCACGACCAUGGUGGACUGCUACAUCUCUAGACCCACUGAGAAAACAAUCAUGCUGAACUUCAUGUUGGGGGCGGCCGCUUUGUCCUUGCUGCUAAACGUGUGUGACUUAAUCUGUGCCAUCAAGCGCUCCGUGAGGCAAAAAAGCAUAAGAAAGAUGCUGGUGGAGAAGAUGUACGCAGAGGAGCAGUACUACCUGUCCGGGAACGGGAAUCAAGGUGUGGAUGUCAGCAUCCCGCCAACUCAAGACGUGAAGGGGGGGUUCCGCAAAAGAGGGACCAGAAACUCGAGUGGCGAUGAAGCUGCUUCCGUGCUUUUGGACGACGACCCUCCACCACCCUUACCUCUUGGAGGAAUGUCUACAAUUUCUGGAAUGCCUGGUUCCAACAACAAUGAUGACAGCAGCAGCUACCAACCCACCCAAGAAGAUGGGAUGGUAAGAGAGGGCAGUGAAGUGGCACUGUACCCCACUGAGCCUUUGGGGACUCCUCGAGCCAUCAGAGUUAGCAAACGCAGUCGUCUCAAACCUCCGCCACCUCCACGAAGGGACAAACUAGUGGCUCAAGGUGCAAUUGGUCCGGGAGCAUCAGCGAUGUGUACCCAAGUAGGACAAUAUACUCUGGUAGAAAUGUCCACUGGUGAAGACAUGGCGAGUUGCAGUGGAGAUGCCCAAGAGAAGAGGUCAGAGUGGGUUUGAUUGUCCCAAAAGACUGUCCAUUUGAAUUAGGCUACUGCUAUUUUUAGCAUGUAUUCUCAUACGUUGUAAGCUCUGAGGUUACAUUUCAAAUGCAUGUAAAGCCCGGGACACGAGCCGACGUCAAAGAACUAGUGUUGACGAAAACCGACUGUGUUUUCUCCUCUCGUCGACUGCGCCUCGGCCAAAAAGCUGCAAUUGAACAGACCGAAAGGUCUAAAGGUGACUGUCAACUAUGUUCAGCAGGUAUCAAUAGUCUAUUUUUGUCAUUCAAAAAGAGAAACCGAAGCUAGGACUGCAGAUAUACAAACUGGCAGAGUUUGGGGUAACGCAUUACAAGUUGCGUAAUCAGAUUACUUUUUCUAAGUAACUACUAAAGUAACUAAUUUCUUUUAAAUUUACAUUGUUUACAUUGUUACUUUUUCAAAUAAGUAAUGUACAAUUUAGAUAUACUUUAUGUAUUUAAUCUCACUUUAUUAACCAAUGUCUUUGCUGCUGACAUUCAAUGAUCCAAUUCAACCAUACUAAUAAGCAAAAAUGAUUAUUAGUGACAGUUUGUUUAAGUAUUGAACUUUCUUCUCCUGUGUCCUAUUUUACUGUACUCCAGAAUGGCAGCACAGCUGAAAGGAUGCGCCCUCUAUUGUACAAGCGUGAAUUAGCAUUUCCUUCAGCCUGAAGCUUAUUCAUUUCACUUUUGAUUUGAAAGGGCC
This is a messenger RNA of Megalobrama amblycephala (Wuchang bream), 2551 nucleotides long. RefSeq names its product gap junction delta-4 protein. Gene Ontology annotation, biological process: cell communication. The record is from RefSeq and is a predicted model, not a curated record. Gene Ontology annotation, cellular component: connexin complex. Lineage: Eukaryota; Metazoa; Chordata; Actinopteri; Cypriniformes; Xenocyprididae.